AAGGGGAGGAGCAGGAUGGGGACUUCCAGCCAGUGUUUUUUAAGGGGUCUCAAAAGUCCUGCAGUCUCAUUCCAGUUCAGCUCAGACCCUGGCUUCGAGGCACCACUGGGAGCUUCAAGAAAGACAAAAUCAAGAUGCCAGAGCCUGCAAAGAAAACAGCUUCUGCUUUCACCAAGAAGCCAAAGACAACAGAGGUAGUGGAAGGAGACACAGCUGUGUUUGAAGCAGAGACUGAAAAGACUGGCAUCAAGGUAAAAUGGCAGCGAGCUGGAGCAGAAAUGUUUGAAAACGAGAAGUAUAUCAUCAAGGCUGAGGGGAACAAGCAUUCACUCACUAUCAAUAACAUUGGAAGAGAGGAUGAUGCAACAUAUGCUGUAAUUGCAGGGAGUUCCAAGGUCAAAUUUGACCUCAAGGUCAAAGAGCCAGAAAAGUCUGAGGCAGUUCUUCCUACUGAAGCUGUUUGUACCCCAAUGGUCUCAGAGUCACCUACACCAGCAGAGACACAACCAGCAGAAUGCAGCAAGAGUUCCGAAGUUCCAGCUCCAGCUCCUGAGGCUCAGCCAGAGCCUCCUCUGGACCCUGUUGGUCUCUUUGUGACACGGCCUCAGGAUGGAGAAGUGACUGUCGGUGGAAACAUCACAUUCACUUGCAAAGUGGCAGGUGCUAGCAUGCUGAAGAAACCAUCAGUGAAAUGGUUCAAGGGAAAGUGGAUGGACCUGGGAAGCAAAGUGGGGAAACAUCUUCAGCUGCAUGACAGCUAUGACCGAAACAACAAGGUUUACAUCUAUGAAAUGCACAUUAUCCAAGCGAAAAUGACUUAUGCAGGGGGGUAUAGAUGUGAGGUGUCUACAAAGGACAAAUUCGAUAGCUGUAACUUCAGCCUGAUUGUCCAUGAAGCACCAGCAACAGGAGACAUGGAUAUCCGCACUGCCUUCCGCCGAACGAGCCUGGUGGGAGGAGGAAGACGGAUGCCUGCAACUUGUCACAGUGCAGAGGGACAUGAAGAUGGUGCAGAGCUGGAUUUUAGUGCCUUAUUGAAAAAGAGAGACAGCUUCUUGCGCUCAGUAAAUCGUGAACCAAAAACUGAAUCACAACCUGAUGUUGAUGUCUGGGACAUCCUGCGGAGAGCUCCUCCUUCUGAGUAUGAGAAAAUUGCUUUCCAGUACGGUAUCACAGACCUACGGGGGAUGCUGAAACGCCUCAAACGCAUAAAAAAGGAGGAGAAGAAAAGUACAGCAUUCCUCCAGAAGCUGGAUCCUGCUUACCAAGUGGACAAAGGACAGAAGAUCAAGUUAAUGGUUGAACUUGCCAACCCAGAUGCUGAAGUGAAAUGGCUGAAGAAUGGACAGGAGAUCCAAGUGAGCGGCAGCAAAUAUAUUUUUGAGGCUGUUGGGAAUAAGAGGAUCCUGACUAUCAAUCACUGCUCCCUAGCUGAUGAUGCAGCAUAUCAGUGUGUGGUUGAUGAGGAGAAAAGCUUCACAGAGCUAUUUGUAAAAGAGCCUCCAAUCCUGAUCAGCCAUCCAUUGGAGGACCAGGUGGUGAUGGUUGGAGAGAGAGUGGAGUUCGAGUGUGAAGUGUCUGAGGAAGGGGCUGCUGUGAAAUGGGAAAAGGAUGGAAUUGAGCUGAAACGGGAAGAGACAUUCAAGUACCGGUUCAAGAAGGAUGGGAAAAAGCAUUACCUGAUCAUUAAUGAGUCAACCAAGGAGGACAGCGGGCACUACACUGUGAAGACCAAUGGUGGGGAGUCAGUCGCUGAACUGAUCAUACAAGAGAAGAAGCUGGAAGUGUACCAGAGUAUCGCAGACCUGACAGUGAGGGCACGGGACCAGGCAGUCUUCAAGUGCGAAGUCUCCGAUGAGAACGUGAAAGGAAUCUGGUUGAAAAAUGGGAAGGAGGUGAUCCCAGAUGAGAGGAUAAAGAUCUCUCAUAUUGGCAGAAUCCAUAAGCUAACUAUUGAUGAUGUAACCCCAGAAGAUGAGGCUGACUAUUCUUUUGUCCCUGAAGGAUUUGCUUACAACCUUUCUGCCAAACUCAGAUUUUUGGAGAUCAAGAUUGAUUUUGUGCCAAGACAAGAACCCCCCAAAAUCCAUCUGGACUUCAUGGGUCAAGCAGCCCCUGACACUAUUGUUGUGGUGGCUGGGAACAAACUUAGAUUGGACGUUCCCAUAUCAGGAGAUCCAAUACCCACUGUCAUCUGGCAGAAAGUAAACAAGAACAGCUGCAAUGUGCUAAGCAAUGCUGAGUCCAUGGAUUCCCCAAACUCCAGCAGUGAUUUAAGUAAUGAGAGCAAGCUUCUCUCUGAAACUGAAGGUAGAGUUCGUGUAGAGAUGCAUGAAGACCACUGUAUCUUCAUCAUUGAAGGAGCAGAGAAGCCAGAUGAGGGGGUUUAUAGAGUUACAGUAAAGAACCCAGCAGGAGAAGAUAAGGCUGAUAUCACAGUAAAGGUUAUUGAUGUUCCUGAUCCUCCAGAGGCUCCCAAGAUCAUCGAUGUUGGAGAGGAUUACUGCACAGUACAGUGGCAACCCCCUAAAUAUGAUGGAGGACAACCAAUACUGGGCUAUAUCUUAGAGAGGAAAAAGAAGAAGAGCUACCGGUGGAUGCGGCUGAACUUUGACCUUUUGAAGGAGCUGUCAUAUGAAGCCAAGCGAAUGAUUGAAGGUGUUGUUUAUGAGAUGCGGCUUUAUGCUGUGAAUUCCAUUGGCAUGUCCCGGCCUAGCCCCGCCUCACAGCCCUUCAUGCCAAUUGCUCCCCCAAGUGAACCAACCCACUUGACAGUGGAAGACAUCUCUGACAGCACUGUUACCCUGAAGUGGAGACCCCCUGAGCGGAUUGGAGCAGGGGGACUAGAUGGCUACAAUGUGGAGUACUGCAAAGAAGGAUCUACGGAGUGGGUUCCAGCUCUUCAGGGUCUAACUGAGAGAACAUCUGCACUCAUUAAAGAUCUGGUCACUGGGGACAAACUCUACUUCCGUGUCAGGGCUAUAAACCUGGCUGGUGAGAGCGAACCAGCACUAACCAAAGAGCCUGUUACCAUCCAAGAGAUCCUGCAUGUCAUAUUUUGGUUAUCGACAGAACGUCCCAAAUUCUGGCUGCCACGCUAUCUACGGCAGACUCUGGUGAAGAAAGUAGGAGAGACAAUCAAUAUUGUGAUUCCCUUCCAGGGUAAACCUAGACCCAAAGUCACUUGGACAAAAGAUGGUCAAACACUAGACGCCAAAGAGGUGGGAAUUCGGAACAGCACCACAGAUACUAUCCUGUUCAUUCGAAAGGCUGAGCAUCACCACUCAGGGACAUAUGAAGUGGAAGUUCAGAUAGAAAACAUGAAUGAUAAGGUUGCUAUUACCAUGCAGAUAAUGGACAAACCUGGUCCACCUCAGAAUGUGAAAAUCAUAGAUGUGUGGGGAUUCAAUGUCGCUCUGGAGUGGAAACCACCCCAAGAUGAUGGCAAUGCGCAGAUCUCAGGGUACACAAUCCAGAAGGCUGACAAAAAGACAAUGGAAUGGUACACUGUUUUUGACCACUAUCGACGCACCAACUGUGUAGUGUCAGACCUGAUUAUGGGGAAUGAGUAUUAUUUCCGGGUCUUCAGUGAAAAUUUGUGUGGACUGAGUGAAACUGCUGCAACAACUAAAACUCCUGCCUACAUACAAAAGACAGGCGCCAUUUAUAAACCACCCAGUUACAAAGAGCAUGACUUCUCUGAAGCCCCCAAAUUCACUCACCCCUUAGUAAGCCGUUCUGUGAUCUCUGGAUACAAUGCUACGCUCAGCUGUGCUGUAAGAGGAAGCCCUAAGCCAAAGAUAUUCUGGUACAAGAACAAAGUGGAUCUCUCUGGAGAUGCCAAGUAUCGUAUGUUCAGUAAGCACGGGGUAUUGACCCUGGAGAUCCGAAAGCCCAGUCCCUUUGAUGGAGGCUUUUACACCUGUAAAGCUGUGAAUGAAUGUGGUGAAGCUGAAAUAGAGUGCAGAUUGGAUGUUAGAGUUCAGCUUCUACGGUGUGUCUCACUGUCUCUUAAUUCUUUUACCUCCUCCAGCACCUCAGUAAAACUCUAAACCUUAGUUCAUCAGCAAUUCCAGGUGGUGUUGGGGCUGGAAUUUGAAAAGAAGGAAAGGAAAAAAGAAAAAAAAUGAAUAACGGGUAGACCCAUGUACACCCAAAGCUCUGCUCAUCUUUAAGUGUCAUUUAAUGGGGGAGAAAGAUGUCCCUAUUUAGCUACACAGUUUCACCUAUUUCCCUUCUCAGAAUUUUUGAAGUGUUAUUGUCCCCAAUAACCAUGCAGGGGAAAUUGGAAUAUUUUCCCCAUUAACACUAGAGAUUCUCCUUUAGGACAGAAACAUUAAAGCUAAAUGCAAAACUGAUCCCCCACCCCUCAGGUCUGAAGUGAGCACAAACACUAACAUCAACUCUCCAAUGCUAAAAUAAAUCCUCUCUUUUUCCUCUUUGUCACUUUCAGAAUUCUAAAAUUCCUGAUGGGAUACUUGUAUUGCCCAGAAAUAUUACAGAUAGGAAAAUCCUAGCAGGUCAUUUGUUCUAGUGCUUCAACUUUAUCACCCCACAGGACCCUAGAUAAAAGAGACCUCACAGGGGUCUCUUUCCUCUUCCAACCUCCAACACCUGAUUCUCAAAAUGUUUACGUCUGUGGACUCAGGAAGGCCUCUACAGAUCCCAGCUUGUCCACGGAACAUUAUUUGAGAAUAUCUGGUCUAGGCUAUCGCACUGCUUGCUGUACAUAAGAUAGUCCCUGCUACCUAUUCACUAAUCAUCUUCUGGUUUGGUAAAUUACACUAGCAUGAACUCCUGUUUUUCAGAUGUUACUACAACACAUCAUGAAAGAACUCAAAUUCAAAACUAGCUUUCUGUCUCAGGAGAGAUGUUGAAAAAUGCAGUCAGGAAGUAAAGCAUACAAGACUAUUUCAAACCACAAAGCUUAUGAUGAAUUCAGCAAAAGCUUAUUUUAAUUUUGUAUCAUUUGUGGUUUUUCCAGACAGUUAUGUUCUUCAGUUAGGUUUUUGAAUUUGUUAAAAAAAACAAAAACCAACACACACCCUCUUGCUCCAGCAGAGUCUCCUGCUUCUAACUUGCUAGUUUUCAUUGUGUAAUCUUUUUCAGCUUAUAGUGGUAAUUAGAAGUCCCUGACUUGGUAUUACUCUCCUUUUACACUGGCGUGAAAAAGAGAAGGCAGGGAGAGGAAACCCAUCCAGGAAGUGAGGCUUUAUCAAAGAACUACAUCAGUUUCUUCAUAUUAAUACUCAGUGCUCCUGUUCUCCCCUCUAAGAUGUACUGCUCUUGAUGGAUGGGUAAUUCUGACUCAGCAGAUUGAUUGUACUACACUGUGAAGUGCAUCUUCAUAAUAAAGAUACCUGUGCAGUGACA
Messenger RNA from Chrysemys picta bellii (western painted turtle), 5373 nucleotides. The record is from RefSeq and is a predicted model, not a curated record. NCBI's taxonomy places the organism in Eukaryota, Metazoa, Chordata, Testudines, Emydidae.